Molecule: messenger RNA, 3669 nt
Organism: Symbiodinium sp. CCMP2456
Lineage: Eukaryota; Dinophyceae; Suessiales; Symbiodiniaceae
Source: the annotation of a GenBank genome assembly
AUGGCCCGCAAGGAUGGAGGACCUCCUCCGAUUCCCCUUCUUUACCAGGGGUCUCGGCUGGGGGAUCAGGAGUUCGCUGACGCUUUUUCCAAUCUGCGGGAGUACAUUGUCCUAGAAGCUUUGGAUGAUGAGAGCCAGCCUCUAGGCUACGCUGUCGGUAGGGUAAUCAACACUUACCCCCUCGAUUCCAAUGGUGCCUACAUAGAGAUCGAAUACUUGGGGGCCGAGAACGAGUUCUACCGAUGGUACAUCGAUAACGUGGAUAAGCCGGGUGGGCUCCCGAGUGAUUUUGCACACCACCUUUGCCGCAAGGCCGUCUCUACCUGCAUUCGCAAGGAAGGCCGGAGGACAAUACAUGUGCAAAAGUGGGGGCCCAUCGACCAGCGGGGUGCUGAUAGGUUGCUUCGUGCCUGGGGCUACCCAGGGUUCGUGGAAUCAAGUCGGGCAGCUGGUCGCAAGAAGCGUUCUGCGGUGGAAGCCCAUCCCAGCACCUCUGGGAAGAGCAAAGCUCAAAAGCCCGGGGCUUAUCUUGUGGAUGAGCUUGAGCUUUCUUCGGUGGAGCACAUGGAGGAGGACACGGGCGCGCCGGCUGCAAAGGAGCAUCGUCGUGGACAGGGGCCCCGCCGCGACGCCACGGAGCAAGCCGCUCGGGCCGGGAAUGUCCUGGAUGGUCUCUUGGCUGAGGGGGUCAAGGCAGGGCGCUCUGGAACGGGGGCUGGCCCCAGCCAGCCGGAGGAGCUCUCACCGUUGGAGGCAAAGCUGGGGGUUCUUCGCGAAAAGCUCAAGGAGAAGACCAGCCCCAGAAAGGGCACGGCCGCGGCAGCAUUGGCGGACAAGGCCCAAGCAGCUGCGGCUUUGCCACGGAAGAAGAGGCGAAAGUCUGAGGCCGUCGACGUGGUGAAGGGCCUUAGCAGGGUGCUGAAGGAGAAGGCUCGAGGCUCCCGGGACCCGGCCGAGGAGGAGAGCGACAGCGAUGACAUGGCCGAUGACGACGCGGACUUCGAGGAGGGAGGUGGUGGCCUCUCCUCGAAACGGCGGCAACUCAAGAAGCUUGCUGCUGAGAGGCCCGGCUUCCUCCUUAGCAAGGGGCUUGCCAACAUGAAGGAGCAGCUCGGUUCCCUCUACGGCGAGGACGGGGGCACAGAGGAUCCUUUGUCACCGGUGGUCAACAGGUACCUGCUUUCAGUGAUUCAUCCCAACUACCCUCCUAAGGGGCAGCCAGAGGAGAUGGUGCGCGAGAUGAGGACCCUUGCUUUGAGCCUUGAUCUUGUUUUGCGUGGUCGCGUUGAUGCAGCGGGGGAUUUGAUGAUGCAACGGUUCAAGUCUUGCUGCAUGCACUUGAGGGAUGGCAAGGGUCACUUUGGUCACUUUCUGGAGCUGCUCCCUGAUGAUCUCCUUGGGGGUGGGGCCACCAUGGGCGAGACCGAGUUCGCGAGAUCGAUGGCGGUUCGCACGGCGAAGGCCGAUGCCCUCCUUUCGAAGGAGGCCCGACACUUCAACGAGAGCCGCAACGCCGCCGAGGAGGCCAAAGUCACCGAGCAAGAGCCCAGUUCGUCCUCCAGCCAUCCGGGCGCCUUUGUCGAGGAAGCGGCCAGACAGUGCCGGUGGUGGCCGGCGAGUGACGUUCGAGACCGAGCCGGAGAGGGAGGCCGCGAAGGACCCGGGCCCGAUUGCGUUGGCAAGGCAGAGGACACCUCGGCAGGCCUUGCAGGCGCGACCGAACAGGCCAAGGCACGCUGGGUCUGUGAUGCUUACAAACUACCUUUUCAGCAUUAUGAAGAGGAUCACAUGAUUACAGAAGCUGAUGGUUCGUUGAGGGUUCUUAAACUUGUUGAAUGGGAAAAGCUGCUGGGCUUUGAUGACAAUUACAUCAGUGAAGGCAUCCAUCCAAAGUACAAAGGCACAGACCGCGAAAUUAGAGGCGGACAGCUCCUGGGUAGCGCAUUUCACGUGUUUGUGGCUAUGGCUUUAUUGGAUGAACUGUUCUUUUCGUAUGCACACAUUAAUGCGCUGGAACUUCAAGCUGUCUUGAAUUCAGUAAAGUGGCGCCUUAGGCCAAAGCUCACUUUGAGAGAGCAACAAGUGACCCCGGCGAUGAGCCGGAGAUACUCCAUUGCUGUGCUGGCGUUCCUCAAUUUUCUGUGCGACUCCAGCAUGGUCAUUGGCCAGAUCUCUCAGUUUGAUGAUGCCGCGUGCGCUUGGCUGGAAUUCUUGUAUGCGGAUGGGCAGCGCAAAGGCCUCGCGAGUGAUGGGCUCGCUGGGAUACAACACUUCCUGCCCCGGUGCAUUGGCCGCUUACGGCAAAGCUGGAAACUACUUAAAGUGUGGCAAAAAGUUGAACCGCCGAUGCGUGUCCUACCAAUCAGUCCCUUAAUUCUGCUGGGCAUGGCUGGUUUAGCGGCAAGACUUGGCCUGCAAGACGUAGCUGCAGGUCUCUUGGCUUGUUUCGAUGGCAUGCUAAGGAGUGGGGAGCUCUACAACCUCACGAUGGGCGAUGUCACUUUUUAUCGCCAGCAUGCAGUGCUUCGUUUAGGCCUGACUAAAAGCGGCAAACGUACUGGCAGGGAAGAGAUGGUCGUCAUCAAUAGCCUGCUGGCAGUGACGUGGCUGCGACGCGCGUGCCGACGACGGUCUCCCAGCGAGCCCUUGCUGCGAAGAGGCGCGGAUCAUUUCCGCAAGUGUUUCAAACUUUUCCUUCAAGCCUUUGCGUUGGAAGACCUUUUGCUUAACGUGUACUCGCUUAGACGGGGUGGUUCUUCGAUCGGCAACAGCCAGGGUGGAAACGUGAAAGAGGUCCACUUCCACGUGGGCUUCGAGAUGUGGUAUCAGCCAUUCUCCGAGUUGGUAGGAUGGUACUUGAGCUCUGUGGGUUUCGACGAUGUCAAAAUCCUCGAGUUUACGGAGAAUGCCAUACAGGGCUUCGACAGCUACAGUGUCCCGCGAGACACGGCAUUCCUGGUGGCAAAGCAAGUGGGCACGUCCUUGGGUUUCACGUACAGAAGGCUGGAUUCCACGAGUGAGUGGGUGGCAGUUCGCUCUUCGCUGGCAAGCCCGGAGAUCAAGCAGAGCCUGUCGGAGCUGCCACUGUGUGACAAGGACAGCCACCUGCUGUUCAUAAACAGCGUCGAUGCAUCACGCGAUGCCUCGCGUGCUGAGAACCUGCGCCAUGCCCUCUGUGAGUGCCGAAGAGGCGCUGCGGCUGGGGAUGCGCUGACCUUCGCGCAUCUGCAACGCUGGCAGAAGUACUUGGUUCCACGGACAGCGGCUCGGUGUCGUGGAGCUGAAACGGGCGCGCCCUUCCGCAAGCACGAUGCGUACGCGAAGAAAGGACGAGAAUGCUAUCCCAUCGAUCUUGGCACGGAAGACAGGUUUAAGGCACUUCUGGAGGAAGCCAACGAUCAAAGCAAGCCGCUCGCACUGCGCGCUGCACGUGCCUAUCUGGAUGUGUGUUUCUUUCAUCCCUUUGACGAUGCGAACAGCCGAAUGGCGCGGCUAGUGUUGGACUUCAUCCUUAUUUGCGAGGGGGUUGUUCUCCGGACGGUGGAUCCGGUCUUCCUUUUCGGAAAAUCUGCAAAGGAUGGCGUUGGCGCAGUGAAGUUGGUCGAAGUCGUGUCCAAGCUACUCUGCAGAGCUGGAGACGGCUGGCAUGCAGAGCUCGACGAUUGGGAG